Molecule: messenger RNA, 5298 nt
Organism: Corvus hawaiiensis (hawaiian crow)
Lineage: Eukaryota; Metazoa; Chordata; Aves; Passeriformes; Corvidae
Gene: CCDC191
Product: coiled-coil domain containing 191
Exons: 15
Coding region: 1301-4093 (930 amino acids)
Molecular function (GO): phosphatase binding
Source: RefSeq, a predicted model, not a curated record
UGGGCAGCCUGUUCCAAUGCCUGAUCUCCCUUUCAGUGAAGAGAUUUUUCCUCAUACCCAAUCUAAAUAUUCCAUGACAAAACUUGAAGCUAUUCCAUGUUACCCGGUCUGUUGUUACCUGGGAGGAGAGACUGACCCCUGCCUGGCUACAUCCUCCUUUCAGGUGCUUGUAGAGAGUGAUAAGUUCACCCCUGAGCCUCCAUUUCUCCACACUAAACAAUGCCAGUUCCCUCACCUGCCCCUCUAAACCCUUCAGCAGCUUUUCCCUUCUCUGGAUACGCACCUCGAUGUCCUUCCUGAACUUAGGGACCCAGAAAUGGACACAGGACUCAAGGCAGCCUCACCAGUGCCAAGUACAGGGGGAUAGUCACUGCCCUGAUCCUGCUGGCCACACUAUUGCUGACACAGGCCAGGAUGUCGUUGCCCUUCUUUGCCACUUGGGCACACACUGGCUCAUGUUCAGCUGCUGUCAAACAGCAUCCCCAAGUCUUUUUCUGCCAGGCAGCUUUCCAGCACUCUUCCCCCAGCCUGUAGUGAUGCCUGGAGUUGUGACGCAAAUGCAGCACCUGGCACUUGACCUUGUUGAACUUCAUGCAACUGGCCUCAGCCCAUCAAUCCAGCCUGUCCAGACCCCUCUGCAGAGCCUUCCUGCCCUCAAGUAGAGCAACACUCCCAUCCAACUUGGUGUUAUCAAAGAUGUCCCUGCUCUUGGCAGGGAGGCUGGACUGGAUGACCUGUAAAGGUCCCUUCCAAUCCAGCUCUUCAUAUAUGAAGAGUAAGGUGUCUUGUUGCUGUGCAUAAAACUCAACACACAAAACUUGCUGUUGAGCAGUGCUGCAGGUUUUUUUGGCAAGUAAUACAAGAUAUUUACCCCAAAGCACCGCGUCCUGCACCUGCAACCACCUGACAUCAAAAUGAAUUCUAGGGUGAGGUUCCCUUUGUUUUGCUUCCUUGGGCACAUCCAUGCUCCCACUUUCAGCCUGCUUCUUGUGGCAGGUAGGAGUGUGCAUCUGCUUCCUCAGGCAGCAUCCUGGGCCUCUGGCAGCAGCACAGACAGAGUUCAGAAAUAUGGACUGUCUGGGGCACAGGUGUUACUUGUGAAAACACAGUGACAUGUCAGGACCAUUAACAUUGCAGAGAGAUGAAUAUGGGACAGGAAGUCUCUCAGCCUGGCUAUGACAAAAAGCUGAUAAAAAUUUCAUAGUUGCUGGUUGCUGGGCACUAGCUCAGCAAGUCUCUCUCCUGGGUGUUUCCUUUCUCUCUGUGUUCUCCAGUCUCUGUGUUUGGCAUUAAUUGCCAAAUGAGUGUUUAUUGCUUAAUGACUUCUAAGUCCAGUUUAUGCAAUCAAGCAGUCGUAGAAAUGCAUUUCAAAAGAAAUCUAUUCCUUUUAACAGCCAUGCUGUUUUGUGUUACAUUCCCACUGAUGUUUGCUCUCUGGAGGAGAAAUGUGGAUAUAGGAAGUGUAAAAAUUAAUAUCGUUAGAAAUGUUUUUCUUUCUUUAAAGAGAGUGGACCGAGCCUCUGAGUAUGCUCUCUCUGAAGCUUUUUCCCUUCAAAAGUCAAGGUAUCCACAGAGGCCUUGGGGUCCUGUGACAAGUCUGGAAACCGCAGAACGGCUGCAAGAUCAUCAUGAGGCCCAUGAGGAAGCCCAAGAGCUGCUCAGUAAGUGGAUGAAGUCCAAACUGCAACUGGAGCUGAGUGAUGGAGAAGAGGAAGUUGACUCUGUCCUUCAGGAAGAGCCUCCUGCAGCCCCUCCGAAGUAUGAGCACUUUGAUGACUUGUGCAGCUAUCUGGAAUGUGAAAUGGAAAGUUCCUCUGUCCAGAAAUACCUUCAGCAUCUUUUGCAGAGUGAAGUUGUGAACUGUGGUAUAGCAAAACACCUUAGACUUGAAGAGAUCAAGGAAAAAAAAAACCAUGCAGAUCCACGAAUAAUCAUGGAGCUCAGACACAAGCAGGUGAAAGAAAACCGAAUGAGGCAUCAGAAGGCUUUAGAGCUUCAGAGACAAAAAGAGUCCCUGAAGAAAGCAAUUCUGUCUGAGGCCAGGCUCCAAGCACAGGAGGAGGAUAGAAGGAAGGCCCUGCAGGCUAAGAAGGAGGAGGAGGAGAUCCAGAGGCAAAUGGUGAAGCUGCGAAAGGAAAUGGCUGAGAAGAAGCACACUGUGGCAAAAGUUUGGAGAAUGGAGGGGAAGAUACAAAAAAAACCUCAGAAGCUGUCAGUGCAGGAGGUGUCUGUUACUGUGUCACCACCCCUGGUCCUGAAGAGAGAAGAGCAAGGAGAAGAGAAACAGAGAAGGACUCAGGAGCUGCUGCACAGGAUUCACAUCAGUAAGCAGAGAUGCUUGCAACGACAUUUCUCUGCUUGGCUGAAAGUCAUUCUGGAACGCAGAAUUAAAAUGGGAAAAGCCAGAGCCCUUGCUGACUGGAGAUGCCAACUGAAGGCCCUGCGAGCUUGGAGAAACUAUGCUUGGGCCCAGAAAGUAGAGCAGGAGACACAGCAAUUGGAAGUUCAUCUCCAAGAUCAAAACAGGAAAACCCAACUGGCUGUGGAGCACAACGAGCGACGGCUCCUGCGCUGCUGCUUUCUGGCCUGGCAGCGCUGGAGCCGAGCAGAGACAGAACAGCGAGAGCUGCAGAUCAAGAGGGUGCAGACAAGGAGAAAGAUGGAACAGCUGCUGGAGGCUGUGUCACGGGGGAAAGGUGGGGACAGGCCACUGGAGGUUAACAAGCCUGGGACAGCAGAAGGAAACAAUCAUCAAGAUUUACAGCAAGACAAGCCAACUGAAACUCACCUCAUACAGAAACAGCCUGACCAGACCAGAGACCAGUCUAGCUGGGAUGUUGUUCACACAUCUCAUUUCCACAGAAACCCCAAAUUUGCCUGGGAGAUUACCAUAAGACAUGCAGCCCUGAGUUCCCAGGACCAGGCUAUGUACAAGAAUCAAAUAGCCACUGUCCUCCAGCAGUUCCAGGCACUCAGUCCAAAGACCUCUCCUGCUUAUGGUAGCCGUUUUGAGCACCGUCACGCCUUCCAGCAACGUGUGAUUGAGGAGCAGAGGCAGCAGCUUCAGAAACAGCAAGAGCUGAUCCUUAAACUGCAGGAACAUCAGAAGCUGAGCAGAGAUAAAGAAGAGGCAGCACAAGCUACGGCUGUAACCCAGACGUUUAACAAUUCUGUUUCUCAAACCAGGGAGGAAAAACAAUCCAGAAGCAAGAAUACAACCCCUUUGAGCCUACCUGAUUCUCAUGGGCCAGGAAACACAAGGGCAGCAGUGCAAGGCAGGAGGCCCUCCAGCUGGCUGACCUCACCUCAUCCCAUACUGAAAGGGAUGGAGGAGAGAGCAAUUCAGCGGGCAGAACAGAAGAGGAAACUAGAAGAAGCCAAACAACGAAAAACAGAGGAAAAACUGGCCCAGCUGAAGGCUGAACAGGAAGCACGACAGAGGAAGGAAGCCGAGGAGAAGGAAGCACAGCGGGAAAAACGCCGGGAGGAGAGAAGGCAGCAGAAGCUGAAAGAACUGGAGAAGCAGAGGAGGCUGGAGAAAGAACAGCAGCUCCAGAAAAAGGCUAAAGAUCAUUAUGAGAAGGUCCUUCUCAGAAAGCUGGGAAUACUGCCAUGGAAAAGGCUGAGGGAGCAAGCCAAGGAAAAUGUAGUGGUGGCACAAAGGCAUCACAGCUUGGGCCUGCAGAGGAAAUGCCUGAUGAGUUGGCUGCAGGAUGCCCAGCAGAGUCUCAGGGAGAAGAUGUCUCGGGCUGAGGACUUCUACUCCCAAAUGUUACUGAGGCGGGGCUUCAGGAACUGGCUAAAGUACAAGGAUUAUCUCUCCACUCAGGAGGAGAGAGCAGAUACCUUCCACACAGUCUGCCUCAUGAGGAAGUACUUCUGGGCAUGGUUUGAUCAUAUCAUGGAGGAAAAAAGGGCCUUAUGGGAGAGGCUGAAGAUUGCUACUGAACACAGUAAUAAGAGACUUUCACUGAACGCAUUCAAGGCAUGGAGGCAGUACCCAUUACUGAUGAAAAAGGAAAGGGAAAGAGAAGAAAGAAGAAACCAGCUACGCAGGAGAGUAGCUGAAAUUCUCCCCAACUUCCAGACAUGACAGAAGAGAGCCAGAUGAGAUGGGAAGGAGACAACAAGACCGAUUCUCUUCAGUUCUAUCUCCCUGCUGACUGAAACAAGUCCAAGGGGAAGGCUGACCAAGUGCAGAGGGUCUUAUAUCUAAAGGGAGCUCCCUGUGGUCACUGUUGUUGUAAACAAAGCAUAGAUGGAAGCUUAUCUGACAGUUUCACUUUACACUUCAUGGAGUCGUUCCCCUCAAGCUCCUCCUUGGGGAGGACCCCACAAGCCUCCGUAGGGGUGUCUUGGCUGGUGGCUAUGAACCCCAGAUAACCAAAGCCUAGCACGGGGUGUGUUUGAGGCUAAGGCCAUUUCCACAUGCAGAGCUGCAGCACUGACAUGAAUCUUCCUUCAUCCAAGGAAGCACAGAACUGAACUUCAUCUCUUUUUCCCUAAGCAGUAGCCCAGUGCUUUUCUGUUGGCAGUACUCUGGUGACAGCUUGUUCAGAGAGCAGACAGACCUGACUGUCAGCUGACCCCUAAACACUGCUAUGAACUUGGCCACCCAGAGCACAGUUUCUAGCUAACUGAGCCAGGAAAGUUUGGAUUAGAGGAGGUGAGGGAAGAGCUGUUUAUGCAAACCGUAUUUGCUAAUGAUCCAGAUCACAGCACUGCAUAUGGACAAUCUAAAACCUGGGUUCUUUUGCAAGAGACUGCCUUGUUUGCAGCACUGGCCAGCUCACAAACACAGUGCUUUGAUUUUGGCAUCAAGCGGUGAUCCCAAGUUUAUGAGCCUCAAUUAUCUUGUCAUUUAAACACUUCCCAAGCUGUUUAAUAUUUCAGGGUAUAUUGUGCAAGUCUGUCUGGGCUGUUUCACUUGAUCCAGUACUUCAAAGAAAAAAAGAUAAAACUCCAAGAAAAAGGCAGAUUGUAGCUUUUACAUAAGCUAGAGCUGACAUGAUUAAAAUGCAAGUUUCAUACCUCUGUUUAACCUUAACCUGCAGCAUAAUGCAGACAGGGUAAUGCUGUUCAAGUACAGUAUGUCUUAGGAACAACUUACGGCAGGAAGCUAGAAUCACUUCCGUCUCACAGCCAGAUAGGCAAAGUUCUCCAAAAGCAUUUGGCAGUACAGGAAGUACUUGAGUAACACCAGGAAGACAACAAUAACAGUUUACUGUUAUCUUGUAACAGAUCAUUUGUAAAACCCAUAUAUGCACUGAAAAUUUCCAAUAAACCAAAAUGUGAAAC